This is a messenger RNA of Ailuropoda melanoleuca (giant panda), 3815 nucleotides long. It is a transcript of the gene PPP2R5E, whose product is annotated as protein phosphatase 2 regulatory subunit B'epsilon. Gene Ontology annotation, cellular component: cytosol; nucleus; protein phosphatase type 2A complex. Bases 593 to 1996 code for a protein of 467 amino acids. Gene Ontology annotation, molecular function: protein phosphatase activator activity. The record is from RefSeq and is a predicted model, not a curated record. Lineage: Eukaryota; Metazoa; Chordata; Mammalia; Carnivora; Ursidae. The transcript is spliced from 14 exons. Gene Ontology annotation, biological process: protein dephosphorylation; signal transduction.
GCGCGUGUGCCAUGGACUCAGCCGCCCGGUGAUAUUGACAAUAGGAGAGAGAAAGGGGCAUUGACGGGGACCCACCGCGGGUACCAAAGGGCGGCUCUGGCAGCGGCGGCUCCAGCUCCAGCGGCUCCUCCUCCUUCUCCUUCCUUCUCCUGCUGCCGCUGCGGAUCCAGUCUUCCUCCCUCCCUUCCCCCCUCCCCACGUCGUCGCCGCCGCCGCCGGGUCCGGGGCAACGAGCAGAGGCGCCGCCCGCCGGGAAUGUGAGCGAGGAGCCACCGGCGGAGCCGCAACGGGGUCGGUGCCGAUUUGAUGGGACGGGCCCGCGGGGGAGGAUCGUGAGGCUGCCGCCGCCGUCGCCGCCGCGGGAGCUCUGAGGUUCAGGUCCGGCCGUGAGGCCUAGAGGCGCCGCCGCCGCGGAACCGGAGGGACGCCGCGCCGGACAGCCGUCGCCCCGGGCUCCCUGCCGCUGUCCGGACCUCCCCCCCGCACGUCCCGGUCCCGCCACCCGCCCCCGCUGCGGCCCUCACGCUGGUCUCCCGCCCCUCGAAACCACAGAUCAUCUUCGGAUUCUUCUCCAGAAGCUUCAAGUAGGGAUAUGUCCUCAGCACCAACUACUCCUCCAUCAGUGGAUAAAGUAGACGGAUUUUCUCGGAAGUCCGUCAGAAAAGCCAGACAGAAGAGGUCGCAAAGUUCCUCACAGUUUAGGUCUCAAGGCAAGCCUAUUGAGCUAACACCUCUGCCGCUGCUGAAAGACGUUCCAUCCUCAGAGCAGCCUGAACUGUUCCUAAAGAAACUUCAGCAGUGCUGUGUCAUUUUUGACUUCAUGGACACGCUAUCUGAUCUUAAAAUGAAAGAAUACAAGCGCUCCACUCUUAAUGAACUGGUGGACUACAUUACAAUAAGCAGAGGCUGUUUGACAGAGCAGACUUACCCUGAAGUAGUUAGAAUGGUAUCUUGCAAUAUAUUCAGAACUCUCCCUCCUAGUGACAGCAAUGAAUUUGAUCCAGAAGAAGAUGAACCUACCCUUGAGGCAUCGUGGCCACACUUACAGCUUGUAUAUGAAUUUUUCAUACGAUUUUUGGAAAGCCAAGAAUUCCAACCCAGCAUUGCCAAAAAAUACAUAGAUCAGAAAUUUGUAUUACAGCUUUUGGAGCUAUUUGACAGCGAAGAUCCUCGGGAACGGGACUACUUAAAAACAGUCUUACACAGAAUUUAUGGCAAAUUUCUUGGUCUUAGAGCAUUUAUCCGAAAACAGAUUAACAAUAUUUUUCUAAGGUUUGUUUAUGAAACAGAACACUUCAAUGGUGUAGCUGAACUGCUGGAAAUAUUAGGAAGUAUUAUCAAUGGCUUUGCUUUACCUCUUAAGGCAGAACACAAACAGUUUCUGGUGAAAGUGUUGAUCCCUUUACACACUGUCAGGAGCUUAUCACUCUUCCAUGCUCAGCUGGCAUAUUGCAUAGUACAGUUUCUGGAGAAAGAUCCUUCACUCACAGAACCAGUUAUUAGGGGGUUAAUGAAAUUUUGGCCUAAAACAUGUAGUCAAAAAGAGGUCAUGUUCCUUGGGGAGCUGGAAGAAAUAUUGGAUGUGAUCGAACCAUCACAAUUUGUUAAAAUUCAAGAACCUUUGUUUAAACAAAUUGCCAAGUGUGUAUCUAGCCCGCAUUUUCAGGUGGCAGAAAGGGCACUGUAUUACUGGAAUAAUGAAUACAUCAUGAGUUUGAUAGAAGAAAACUCUAAUGUCAUCCUUCCCAUCAUGUUUUCCAGUCUUUAUAGGAUUUCAAAAGAACAUUGGAAUCCGGCUAUCGUGGCGCUGGUGUACAAUGUGUUGAAGGCGUUUAUGGAAAUGAACAGCACCAUGUUUGAUGAGCUGACAGCCACAUACAAGUCAGAUCGUCAGCGUGAGAAAAAGAAAGAAAAAGAGCGUGAAGAACUGUGGAAAAAACUGGAGGAUCUGGAAUUAAAGAGAGGGCUUAGACGUGAUGGCAUAAUUCCAACUUAACAGAAAUGAUGACAGCAACAUCACUAACCUGUGGAGUCACACAUUUAUGUAGUAGAAGAUGGAGCAACAGUUUUCUGUAUUGUGCAACUUUGCAGUAGAUUUCACAUUUGUUUCAUUAUUACAACAGCACUGUAUAUACCUGUCUCUAAGUAAAGGAAAAAAAAUAAGGACUUCAAUCCAAAGUUUGGACAGUAGAUGGACUUCUCAGAACUUUGCAAACAUAAUCAUUGUUCUAACCCUCUUUAAAAAACAAAAAGCAGUCUUCAAAGAUCUGUUGAUGAAAUUGCUAUGUUAAAAUUCUAUUAUCAGGCGUUCCUUAUUUAUCCUUAGCAGAGAGUAUGAAACAAUUUUUAAAUGUGAACAAUCUUAAAUUUAGCUUGUCUUUCUGCUAAGCUGUUAAAUGUAUUUAUAGUAACAGAAGAAAACAAAAGACUGUCAUUUCCUUAUAAGUUUGUAUGACAUCCUCCUCUGGAUAACUUGACUGUAACUUAACAUCUUUUCCUUUUGCACAUCUUCAUGAGUUGAAUGUCCAUGUGGAAGGGGGCCAGGAAUUUUAAAGGUCCCUGAUACAAGUUUUGUUGACUGGAGUGAACAUCUUUCCAGUAACCAGGUAGCCCUGGUACUCCUUUAGUUUUAAAAUUAGGAGUAAAAGAGAAGAGGUGAUAAACAUAGUAGGGAAGGGAAUUUUGGAUUCAUGCAUCAGUUUAUGGUGAAUCCAAAUCAAUGUCUUGAAUCCUUUGAAAACAGGCACUGGGACAUCAUUGACCAGUAUUAGUUGCAUACAUCAUUGAACACACAUACCAGAGAUGUUCGAGAUAUGUCAGAAAACAUCCUUUUGGACCAUUUUGUAAUAAGAAAGACAAACACUAAGCAGUACAACCAUGAAAUUGAUCGCCAGGAUUGUGAAUCUAAUUGGGAAGAGAGUUGAGCAAACAGCUUGGACUGUUUGGAGUUGUUGCCUUACUUUUUAAUAUGUAUUUAUAAAGUAUUCCAGCAAAAGAGGACGUAGCUUCUGGGAAAAAACAAACAUAUUACAGUGUUUUUUGUAGAUUCUCGUUCUAUAUCUCAUCACAGCGCCAGCCCUGUUUUUAGCCAGAAAGGAUUCAGGAUAAACAUUACUAUGCAUUCUGAAUUGGAUGCGUAUUCCUAACUACUGUAUUUGUUACCAAAAGUGGUUCUACAAAUGCUACUGAAAAAAAAAUCUGGAAAUCCCUAAUGUCCUGAGUAUUAAUAAUAAAGUUUAAAAAUGCUUUUAUAUCAAAGGUGCAUUGUGACCAAAUUGUUUAAGAAAAAAACAGAAAACAAAACAAAAUUUAGGGCUGUACUAUACGUAUACCUUAUUGGCUCUCUGCUCUGUAUUUCAAAGAGGAUUCUUACAUCUUGGGGGAUAAAAUGCCAAUGAAAUUUGUGUCCAGUAUGUACUUACCUGAUGCGGUUGCAUUGUUCUGUACUGAAAGAUGCGUGUUUUGGAAGUUAUUUUCAGGAUGCUUUUGCUUGUUAUGGACGUGGCGGCAGUGAGUUGAUAACCCUAAACCAUCCCCUCCAGCAGUAUUCGUGGCAUCGAGCCGAUUCUGUGUUCAUGUACUGAGUUGUGAUAUUAGCAAACAUGAACAUACAAACUGUUGUUGCUCUUAAUAGAAAUAUAGUAUCAAUAUGGACUUGUAUAUUCUCUUCCUUCCACUUAAAUAUAAAGUAGAAUAUGCAGUUUUAUUGUUUCCAAGAAAAAAGGAAAAAAAAAAAGCCGCUGACCUUUCUCCCCUAUGAAGUGUUUCAGGAUUAUCAGGUCACAGUUUGUGCAUAAAAGUAUGCUAAUUAUGGA